Molecule: messenger RNA, 771 nt
Organism: Vombatus ursinus (common wombat)
Lineage: Eukaryota; Metazoa; Chordata; Mammalia; Diprotodontia; Vombatidae
Product: dehydrogenase/reductase SDR family member 2, mitochondrial-like
Molecular function (GO): carbonyl reductase (NADPH) activity
Source: RefSeq, a predicted model, not a curated record
AGAAUGAGAAGUGCUGGAGCAGACAGGAGGGGAGUUCUGGCUGAUAAAGUGGCCCUGAUCACAGGUUCCACAGAUGGGAUUGGUUUUGCUGUAGCACAACGUCUGGCCCGAGAUGGGGCCCAUGUGAUUGUGAGUAGCCGAAAACAACAGAAUGUAGAUCGUGCAGUUGAAAGACUUCAGGGAGAGGGACUGAGUGCUUCAGGAACCGUGUGCCACGUGGGAAAGGAAGAAGAUUGUAAGAGGCUGGUGUCCAUGGCUUCUGAAAAAUAUGGGUUUAUCAACUUCCUGGUUUGUGUGGCAGGUGUCAACCCUAUGGCUUGGAGUACACUGGGGGCCAGUAAAGAAAUGUGGGACGAGAUAAUGGAUAUUAAUGUGAAAGCACCAGCCUGGCUUGUGAAGCUGGCUCUACCACACAUGGUGACCCUAGCAGAAAAGGAGGAGGAUGCUAUGGUUUUUGUUUCCUCUGUUCCUGAGAUAGCUUUGGGUCCCUACAAUGUCAGCAAGACAGCCCUACUGGGGCUCACCAGAACCCUAUCUUUGGAGCUUGCACCAAAGGGCAUCCAAGUGAACUGCUUGGCACCAGGAGUAAUGAAGACCAUGUUCAGCCAAGUGAUAUGGAAGGAUAAAAAUUUUCUACAGAAUGCCAUGAGACAACGUAGACUUACAGGGGUGGGAUGUCCAGAAGAAUGUGCUGGAGUUGUGUCCUUCCUGUGCUCUCCAGACUCCAGCUAUAUAGGAGAAACUAUUGUGGUGUCAGGUUUUUCUCCAUGA